AUGACUGUUUUGUUGCCUGUCAGUGUAUCAGCAGAGUUUGAACCAUUCAGUCUGCCGCUUCAGCUGGUGAAGCUGCUGACAGUACAGCAGCAGCACGAGAAAGAAGUGAUCACUGGAGGCCAUUAUGAUGUUGACUGUCGGUUGGAAGAUCCUGAUGGCAUUGUAUUGUACAAAGAGAUGAAGAAACAAUAUGAUAGCUUCACAUUUACUGCAUCCAGAAAUGGAACAUACAAAUUCUGCUUCAGCAACGAAUUCUCUACUUUCACACACAAAACUGUGUACUUUGAUUUCCAGGUUGGAGAAGAUCCACCACUGUUUCCUAGUGAGAACAGAGUAACUGCACUUACCCAGAUGGAGUCUGCAUGUGUUUCAAUUCAUGAAGCUUUGAAGUCUGUCAUCGAUUACCAGACUCACUUCCGCUUGAGGGAAGCACAGGGCCGCAGCAGAGCUGAGGAUUUAAACACGAGGGUGGCCUACUGGUCAAUAGGGGAAGCAAUCAUUCUUCUUGUCGUUAGUAUCGGGCAGGUAUUUCUUCUCAAAAGCUUCUUCUCGGAUAAAAGAACCACAACAACCCGUGUUGGUUCGUAACUGGUAGUGGUAAUACUUCAGGUCAUUGUGUGCUAACUCAUCUGUAAAAAUUACUGUUCUCCAAUUAAUUGCAGGUACAAAGGAUAUGAAUAUAUGCAACAUUCAAGUGUGUCUACCCCUCAUCCCUUUAAAAAUCACAAAACAGACCCAAAAUGUUAUGAAAAGGAUACAUGAU
Molecule: messenger RNA, 763 nt
Organism: Balearica regulorum gibbericeps (East African grey crowned-crane)
Lineage: Eukaryota; Metazoa; Chordata; Aves; Gruiformes; Gruidae
Source: RefSeq, a predicted model, not a curated record